AGAGAAAGUUAGAAUAGGUAAUGUUUAUUCCCUUUCAGCAGAAGUGGAAAAUGAUUUUUAGAAAAAUUACAUGACUUUCUCAAGGUCAUACAACUAGUAGAUAUUAGUAUCAGUAUUCCAAUAUUUCCCUUGGCCCUAGUGUUCCUCCAAACAGGUACCAAAGAGUCAGAGAGCCUGAUAGAUAUUUGUUAUUCUGAAAAAACCCAUCUUAUCCUUCACUUCCAGAAAAGAAAAGAUAAAGCAAAGAUAAAAGAUAAAGCAAAUAACAAUCAAACCAAACCAAACUGGAAAAAAAAAAAAAAACAACCUUUGGUUUUUUCCUUAUUUGACUAACUGUUGAUUACAAAAAAAAAAAAAAAAAAAGUUAUUCAGAAACAAAGCUUCUGCAAAAUGAUGACUUCCUCCCUUCCCCUCCUGCCUAUCGGUUUCCAAACCACCCAAGUCAGGAGAUUAAAUAGCAGAGAAAAAGGAAGUUCUAAGGCCAGCCGUCUCUCCGAGUCCUAACUUUGUCAGAUGGCCGGCUUCCCCACUCCAAAACAGUUACAGCAGCUGGCUUCUGCCCUGAGGAAGUGAACCAGAAUGCCAAGGAAAUAGAGCCCAUCCUAUGAGCUCUGUGAGAGAAGAGGACAAGCUGAGAGCAAGGAGGUGACCCAGAUCUCCAGCUGAGCUCCAGGAAGGGGAUUGUCUUCCUGAGAUCAUCUUGGCCCAGCUGGGUCCUGAAGAUGGCGGUUACCUGGAGGAGCCUCUUCAUAUUCCUUCUGACUAAAUCCUGGGCUUCCACAGAGAGUGACAUCAAAGAAAACAUUCCUCUUCAGACCCUAAACUGCCACAAUGACUUCACAAGUAGGAUUAUCUGUCAGUGGGAGGAGGUAGCUGAUGCUCAACGCUACCUCAACCUGACUCUUUAUCACCAAGAGUUCAAUAGCUAUUCACCAAAUCCAAUCUCCUGUGAGCCUGGGGAGAACACAACCUUGCCCACCUGUCAGUUCCAAUCCUGCAUACCCAGAUCGUGCCUCAUUCACCAGAAAAUUUUUUCCACAAGUCAGCAAGACAUCUUUAGCUUCAAAACAGAUCCACCACUGCAGGUCCAGCUCAACCUCAGCCUGACCCGGAAUGUUCUACCACCUGCCCCCGAGAAUCUCAAGAUUUUGAAAAAUGGAACCAAAGUCUUCUUGCUUUCCUGGGAGAUGCCACAAAGCUGGAACCAGAGUCUCCAGGAAUUCCUGGGGGGGCUGAAGUUCAAGGUGGCUUACAAGAGGCGAUGGGAAUCCUGGGAGGAGGCUUCUACGAUGGACUCCUCUGAGUCCCAUGUUCUUCUGGAAUACGACCGCCUAAUUCCUGAUGACCCCUAUGUGGCCCGUGUACGGGCUAUAUCAUCUGGAGGAUACUCUAGCCCAUGGAGUCAUGAGUUUUCCUGGAACUCACAGGAAGGGAAUGCAGCCCAACCCAAGAAUCUUCAGUGCUUUUUUGAUGGACACAAACAGCUCGGUUGCACCUGGGAAGUGAGAGCUGAGAUUACCAGCUCUGUCACCUUUGGGCUCCUCUACAAGGCUGGUUCACAUGAAGCGAAGGAGUGCAUCCCUGUGUACAAAGAGAGGAUACCGGGCAGCCCCUAUAUACGGUACAGAUGCCAAAUUGAAGUCCAGGAUCCCAUCAACCAAAGCCAAUACACAGUCACCGUGCAAAGCAAGGGGGAGAAACGUCUACCGAGUUGCAGUCACAUCCAGCCACUAAAACCAGUUAUUACGGUCAAGAAAAUGGAAAACAGUUACUACCUUCAAUGGAAAAAGCCCAUUCCUGAGAUAGGACAGAACUAUCAAGUUCAGUACAGGACAUCCACGCAGACUUGGGAGGAAGCCCACAGUGAAAUCUUGAAAAUUAUCCUGGAAAUGAGCAUCUCUGAGACUUCUCUGAAGCCAGACACACAAUAUUUUGCCAGGGUGAGGGCAAGGGUUGAGCAAUCACACUACAGCGGGACAUGGAGUGAGUGGAGUGAGGAAUGUUCCUGGAAGACAGAAAGAGUCUUCCCUCCAUGGAUCCUGGGGCUGAUGCUGAUCAUCAUUACACUGCUGAUGCUGCUGGGGGCCUGGUUCUGUUAUACCUUUGGGGUCAGAAUGAAGACAGAUUGGGAAAACAGGAUUCCCAACCCAAGUAAGAGCAACCUGUUCCAGAAAAAGAACCAGAAAAUUAAGAUUCCAGGUAACUUCUUUACUUUUAGCCAAGAGAGGGAGAGAAAAUGUUCUGUCUCCAGGAUGGAUUGGAUGGAUUCUGAAGAGAAUGGGAGCUCAGUGAGCCACCUGACUACUGUGGCCCCCCAGGAUACAUGUUCUGUUUCCUCUGACCCUGAGCCCCAUGAAGCACUUGGCCUGUUGCCUGAUGGGGACUUGAACCUGUCCAGCUCCUGUAAAGUGCCUCAGCCCAACACCCCGACAAAAGACCCAGAGUCUGGCUUCGAUUUCAAUGGCCCCUACCUCCGUCUGCCCCAGAGCCACUCCCUGCCUAAUGUCUCUGGUCAGAUGGGACCCUGCCAGGCGGAUGGGAGCAAGAAGCAGCCCUGUGGGUCCCUGGAGUAUUUUUGUCUGCCUCAGAGUGGGCAGGGCGGCCUUGUUCCUGUGGCCAAAUCAGCCAAACCAGGCAGUGAUACAAAGGAAAAGGAAACUUUGUCUGGUCUUCCUUCAAAUAGAGAAGCUGAGCCCUGCCCACCCAGGGAGCAAGAUGGUCCCCCAUCUGGGGAACUGAGGCAGGAGAACAACCUUAGUCAACUAGCUGCCAGCUCCAAAGCCCCCCUGAAAUUGGCGGGGGGCUCAGGCUACAUUGCCCCUGAAGACCUAGUGCUUGGUUCUGAGAAGGCUGAAAGUCUCCCAUCUCCUUCCACACCUCCCUUAACUUGCUCAGUCCCUGAGUCUAGCCUUGAUCUUGGAUCUCUUCCAUUUCCCAGUCCUGAAAAGUUGGCAUUGGAGGGUUAUGUUGAGGCCCCUGCAAGCAUGAUCAGUACUGAGGCCCCUCCAGAGAAUCCCAGCUCCUCGCCAGUUGGGCCCUCAGCCCCAAAUCUCACAGAUGCCCAGCAGGAAGAGACCAUAACAGUGUUCCAUCCUGAUGGACCCAUUGUCCUGCAGCAGAUAGGAGACUACUGCUUUUUCCCUUCCCAGGGCCAGCCAGUGUCUUCCAGUAAUUCCCCUGAGAAAAUGGCCAAGCCUCAAGAUGUUAAGGGCAAGGAACCCCCAGGUCAGCCAUUGUCCCCCAUGCCUGCCAUCCAGUUCUUCAAGGCCAUGAAACACCAGGAUUACCUUGUUCUGCCAACAUGGGAUGGCAAUAGGCCAGGGCAAGUGUGCUAAGGAAACACCCUCAUAGUGAGGGCUGCCAGUGUCUGGAGGGCAGGUCCCUUCCUACUAUCUCCCCACCUCUCUAAGCUUUUUUAAUGCCCAGAAGAAUGGAAGCCCUUUAAGGGUAGAGGACAAGACCUGAAUUGGAGUUUGUGGCCUCAGUCAGGCUAUUCCCCUCUCUGUGCCUCAGUUUCUUAUUGGUCUCAGAGAACAAGCCAUGAAAUAUGCUUCCCAGAAUAUGAAGUGGGCUCAGAAAUGAAGAAUAGAUUUUCUGGAAGAAGAAUUGUCAAAGUCUACAUUUUUUUGCUCUGAUACAUGACCAUCAGAGGACUUUCCCACUCACUGAUAAAACUGUGGAUUCAAUUCUGAGAAUUGGGGUUUCUUGCUAAAAUAGGAAAAGAGAUGUUCUUUUCAAAAGUGUCGGAAGAAGAAAUAGCAGUGUAUACAAAGUCAGAAGAUCAAAUCCUGACUCCUCUCUGAUUACUUGUACGACCUUGGACAAGUCCAUUCAUUUGAACUUCAAUUUCUUCAUUUAUGAAAUGCAGGUGCUAUAUUGCAAUGACUUCUAAGUUCCCUUCCAGUUCUAAAUGUGGAAUUCUCUCUGUUUCUCUGUCUUUGUCUCUGUCUCUCUGUCUGUCUCUCUGUCUCUGUCACUCUGUCUCUGUGUCUCUGUGUCUCUGUGUCUCUGUCUCUGUGUCUCUCUGUCUCUGUCUGUCUCUGUGUGUCUCUGUCUUUGUCUGUCUCUUUCUGUCUAUCUUUGUCUAUGUCUCUGUCUCUUUCUCUAUCCUGAUCUCUCCUCUCCCCUCUCUAUCCCUAUAUAUUUCUUUAUCUCUAUCUCCCUAUUUCUUUACCUAGUUUAUCUCUCUAACUCUCUACCUUUCUAUCUCUACUUUUCUAUUUAUAUAUUUCUCUAUCUCCUCCUCUGUCUCUUUUACUGUGUAUUUAUCUACUUAGUCAUCUGUUUGUCUGUCUAUGUAUUUGUCUGUUUAUCAGCUGUUAGUUAUAUGAUUGAAAUGAUCAACUUCAGCCAUUUUUUGUUACAAGGAUGGGUUCUAUUGUGGGGAAAUAACUUUGAUGUAAAAAACAAGUCAUGAAACUUGUAAAAUUAGUGGGUGAAACUAUGUGACCUCUAAGGAUCCCUUUCAUUUCUAACAUUCUAUGAAAUUCCCCAAGUAUCUGAUGGUUCCCUAGAGACCAGAUUGAGGAGGUGGAGAGAAACGAUUGGUUACAACUAUCCUGGCUAGUGUCCCUUGGUAAUGAGCUUUUGGGGAAGACCAGGGUCCCAGAGGAUAAACCAUUAGUUUAGAAUGGAUAGAUCACAAGUAUAGCUUCCUUCCCUAAGUGCUCUACUUGUCUCAUCACUCAAGAACACAUGGGCUUCCCUUUUGAUCUGGUUUUUCUUGCACAAUAUGACAAAUAUGGAAAUAUGUUUAAAGGGAUUAAACAUAUUUAAUCUAUAUCACA
Antechinus flavipes (yellow-footed antechinus) is the source of this 4787-nucleotide messenger RNA. It is a transcript of the gene CSF2RB, whose product is annotated as colony stimulating factor 2 receptor subunit beta. The record is from RefSeq and is a predicted model, not a curated record. NCBI's taxonomy places the organism in Eukaryota, Metazoa, Chordata, Mammalia, Dasyuromorphia, Dasyuridae. Gene Ontology annotation, biological process: immunoglobulin mediated immune response; cytokine-mediated signaling pathway. The transcript is spliced from 14 exons. Gene Ontology annotation, molecular function: protein binding; cytokine receptor activity. Gene Ontology annotation, cellular component: membrane; external side of plasma membrane. Bases 723 to 3335 code for a protein of 870 amino acids.